Messenger RNA from Paracoccidioides brasiliensis Pb18, 1683 nucleotides. RefSeq lists its product as uncharacterized. The transcript has 3 exons. Bases 1 to 1683 code for a protein of 560 amino acids. Gene Ontology annotation, biological process: protein deubiquitination. Gene Ontology annotation, molecular function: cysteine-type deubiquitinase activity. The record is from RefSeq and is a predicted model, not a curated record.
AUGGUUAACCUUCCGCCCCUCUCACCUCUCCUCUCUCCUCUACCCUCUCCACCCCUUUCACCUCUCAAUCCUAGAGUCGUCCCAAUCCUCUCCAGAGACAAAACUACCCAAAGUCCUGCUUGUACCAGGACGACCCUGCAGGACGAGAGCACCCCGGAAAAAACCACGAAACUGUUCCAAUACCCAAGGAUGUCUUCACUCGAGCUAGAAUGCCUGGAUUACUUCCAGUUAUAUGCCAAACCUGUCGUCGGUGACGGAAAUUGCCUUUUCUACUCCAUCUCCGAUCAACUGUACGGCGAUUUCGAGCAGUACGCUGAAAUCCGACAACGCCUGGUCGAUCAGAUGCGGAAGUCCUCCGCUUAUUUCGAAGAAUUCGCUACAGACGCCGGGGGGGAGCGUCGAGCUCCCAAAAGAGACGCCUCUGAGGCAGCCCGCCAGAAGUUUACUGGCAUAGGCAGACCUGCUACUAAAAGGGGCCAAAAGGCUGCAUUCCACUCAGAGCUCCAGAGAAUGGCGGGGAAUUCUUACUGGGGAGGAGCUUUGGAGCUCCAGGCCUUCUGCCAGUCCUAUGGCAUGGAUGUGCUCGUAUACUCGGUGGGCGGAGUUCAAAGAUUCAAGGACUACUUUUCCCCGGACGACCCAGAUCGAGAGGUGAUACAUCUUGGUUAUCAUAACUCUAACCAUUAUUCCUCCGUGCGGAGUCUGAAGGGGCCCCACACUGGGCUCCCAAACCUCCCAGACCAACUGAAGGGAGCCGAUCGCACCUAUUGCGAAUCCAAAUGCAAAGAAACUGCCAGGGAAAAAGCUAUUGAGCCCAACGAUGAAACCUGCAGCCUGGCACGAAAUCCCACCCACGCAGCCGCCAACGGCAUCUCGGCACAGGAACCCAUCCAAAGCCCGAAACCCGACCACGCAGAUAUGCACUGGAUGAUAACCAUCUUCGGGCACCCCAUGGCCGCAAAAGAUGAAUCCAUCCGCACGCUGGUCGGCAAGUACGGCCCCAACAUCACAGGCGCCCUCAAUAGAUUGCUUGCCAACAGAAGCAAAAUCAGAAACAGCACCAGCACCAGCACCAGCAACAGCCCCUUACCAUCCUGCUCCUCUUCAGCCAACAGCGUGACGAGCAAGCGGUCCGCAGACGCUAGCGAGCUGGACGAAGAGGAGCAUCCUGCCCGCAGCGCGAGCGUGAUCCGCCGUUCCCGUGACGGGUCGCGCAAGCGCCGAAUGCUGAGGGAUGUCGCUUUUGAGAUUCUGGGGAGCAGGGAUGAGGUGCUGGCGAUUGACUCUAACGGUGCUAAUGGCGCUGUUAAACGUGAUGUGGGUGGUCGUGUGGUUGGUUCUACACUGAAGGCUCGGGCUUCUAGCGCACGGGCUCUGGACAGCAUGGCGGCGGCUAAUGGCAGUAGCAGGGGCAGUGGCAGUGGCGGUGGUGAUUUCAAUAGGGCCAUGCAGGCUGGUGCGCGACGUCAGUAUGAGAAUCCUAACUUUAAACAGGUUGAAGACGGCGGAGAUGGGGAGGAGGGUGAGCAAGCUGUUGACAAAGACAACGACGAUGGAAAUGAUGAAGACGAUGGAGAUGAUGAAGGCGAUGAAGAUGAUGAAAGCGAUGGAGAUGACGAAGAUUCCGAUAACGACAGCAGCAGCGAUUUCAGCGCUGAAGAUUACGAUGACGAUGACGAUUAA